This is a messenger RNA of Pocillopora verrucosa, 1437 nucleotides long. RefSeq lists its product as uncharacterized. The record is from RefSeq and is a predicted model, not a curated record. Lineage: Eukaryota; Metazoa; Cnidaria; Anthozoa; Scleractinia; Pocilloporidae.
CGUAAAUCAACCCUGAAUCUGCUAAAAAAAUAAACGCAUAUUUGAGUCCAUUUGAUUUGGAUUUGACCUUGCGUUUUAUCGAUAGACGCUAUUUAGAAACAUUGCUACAACAGUAGGGAAAGUUGAGAGCAUCGAUGAUGAGAAGAACAUCGUCGGGAAUCAUUUGGCUUUGUUUGCUGAGCAGUGUUUGGUUGCCAUUUACCAAAGGAGCAUCAGAAUACAUCAUAAACGAGAAAUACGAUGCUAUUCUUGUGGACUGCGCCAUUGCAUUCCUUGUUUUGGCCAUAAUUUUUUUGGUUCUUCUGCUCAUUACAUCAGUGUUCAUUUACAGGAGGAUGGACGAUGGCGACGAGAGUUUGGGGAAUAAUAGGUAUCAGGUGUCUUAUCGAGACAGUGAACCUGGAAAUAUCAGAGACAUUACAAGUCCUUUUUAUGGCCAUAGCAUUUACACCCGCCGUACAACAACGAAUAUGUACCUGCCUGGUCGCGACAAUGCUUCAGUGAUUGGUGUAGACGGAAAACCAGUUAAGAAUAUGGCUUACGAAAACAAAGCGGCUGCUAUGGAAAUUGAAGGAAAGAGCUUCAGAGACUCUCCCCCAGCAGAAAAAGGCCAGAAGGACUCCAUGAUGAGCGAGAAAAGGAUUGGAGCGAUGGCAACUUUUGAGAAUGCUGCCUAUGGCAGUGUAGAGGAGAAACAGUCAAAGGAACAUACCUACGAAACCAUUCAUAACGUUAGCACCCAACGCUAUGCUACUACUCGUCUUUCGUUCCCAAAGAAAGUCACUUCAGAUCUGUAAAGGAAAACCGAAACACUAGUUAGGGAAAUAAAGUUUUCGUCAAGGAGCCGCUCUAGUUUAGCGGGUUGUAAAAAGUAAGCUCAUCCUAAAUUUCUUGAAAAAAAAAUGUAUAAAAUGAUGCAUUCCAAUAUUGGGUCAUGAUGAUUUUGUGUUCUGAUACUGAGCUUGUAUCAAAGAUGUUCACCUUGAGAGCAAGUUAGUGUUUUUAAGUAUGAAUUGUAUAUAACUUUAACAAAUACUCUAGAAACACCUAUCUAGCCUGUUCCAGGUGCUCUCUAUGUAAAACCAAGUGCUUAAACGGUGCAAUAGUCGUGGAAGAGAGAAAAAAAGUGAUUUUUAAUCCUCAACUCUUUUUAAACGUCUCGUAUAGCACUAAUCUAACUUAAAAGUAUAUGAGAAUCAUUACAGGAACAGACCAUUAUCAAGAGUUACGUUAAAAAAUUUUUUUUAUCCCGUCAAUGAAUUGAAAGGCACUAGCACAUUACAAUAUAGCAACUAUGCGAAGCUCUUCGGGAAAAAAAAAACUGCAAAAGUUUUCUGAGUUCAACAUUGUUAUUAUUCAAAUCCUUACUAUCGAUACGUUUGAGUCAAAAUUGAUAAAUCGAAAUUUUCACUAUUUUUAAUAAUGACAUUCGUCAAA